AUAUACACAUCACAAGCUAGCUGCUCUCUUUCCUUGCUUGUUUUUUUCUCAACUCGAUCCAUCUCUCUCUCUCUCUCGAUCUCUCCAUUAAUUUCUACGUAAGCAUUCGUAGCUAUGGAGGAGUGCAAGGGCGGUGGCAUGUCGCCGUCCUCCUCCAUGGAUAGCAGCACCCACCCGGCGCUGUCCACGACGUCGUCGGCGGCGACGGCGAGGCGGGACCUCAGCACCGAUCUCCGGCUAGGGCUUAGCCUCUCGACGUCGUCGUCGUCCUCCCUCCUGCAGGCCGCCGCCGCCGCCGCCGCUGCUGAUGAUAGCAUCCCUUCUACUCCAAGGAACAGCCAAGUGCACGCCGAUUGGCCGCCGAUCAAGCCGUUCCUCAGGAGCGCCUUGCAGAAGGCGUCGGCCGCUGGCGGCGGCGGCGCUCGCCGACGGCGAACGCUGUUCGUGAAGGUGUACAUGGAGGGCGUCCCGAUCGGCCGGAAGCUCGACCUGCUCUUGCUGGAUGGGUAUGACAGCCUCCUCAUCAAGCUCUGCCACAUGUUCAAGACGCCCAUCACCUAUGCUGAUGUUAUGGAGUGCCAUCAACAAGUUCCUGGCCAGAAGGCUGCCCAUGUCCUCACCUAUGAAGACCAGGACGGGGACUGGAUGAUGGUUGGGGACGUCCCAUGGGAACUCUUCCUGAGCAGCGUAAAGAAGCUCAGGAUUGCAAGGAUGGAUAAAUGCUAAAACAGUUGCAUUUGAAUUUCUCUUUGUUUCUUCUUUUUUUUUUCCCAUUGGAGGGAGGGCCCUUAUUAUAUGUAGGUUAGUUGAAAAAGAUUUUUGCUGAAGCUGAGAUUAUACUUACUAGCAGUGUACAUUAUAGUAAAGAAGUGUAGCAUUAUCAGCUACCUACCGUAUAGCAGAACUGAUUAUUAUUUUUCCUCUACUUCUUUAACUGGUUUGUAAAUAUCAUGUAUUCGUUAAAGAGAGUAGAGAAGUUGAUAACACAAAGGUUCCAUUUUACCUCAGUGGAAUCAAAUUUUGUGGCCUUUAA
Oryza sativa Japonica Group (Japanese rice) is the source of this 1033-nucleotide messenger RNA. NCBI's taxonomy places the organism in Eukaryota, Viridiplantae, Streptophyta, Magnoliopsida, Poales, Poaceae. The record is from RefSeq and is a predicted model, not a curated record.